AUGGCGCGAUUGAGAGAAAUGAAGAUCCCCGCGCUAGGGUCUCAGGGAAAGAAGGAUUCGGCUAGAACGAUUUUGGUGUAUGAGUAUAUGAACCGAGGUUCGUUGGACCGGACCCUUUUUGGGCCUGGUCCGCCUUUAGAAUGGCAUGAGCGGUUUGAGAUUGCGGUUAGAACUGCUCACAGUCUUGUGUACCUGCAUAGCGGGUGCGAGCACAAGAUCAUACAUUGUCAUGUUAAGCCCGAAAACAUUCUUGAUGAUAUGCAAGUAAAGAUUUCGAAUUUUGGGUUAUCGAGACUACCGAGUCCCGAACAAUCUGGUUCAUUUACAACCAUGAGAGGAACCCGCGUGUACCAAGCUCCCGAGUGGCUCCUGAACGAGGCUAUCUCAGAUAAAACAAAUGUCUAA
Molecule: messenger RNA, 405 nt
Organism: Helianthus annuus (common sunflower)
Lineage: Eukaryota; Viridiplantae; Streptophyta; Magnoliopsida; Asterales; Asteraceae
Product: G-type lectin S-receptor-like serine/threonine-protein kinase At5g35370
Exons: 2
Coding region: 1-405 (134 amino acids)
Biological process (GO): protein phosphorylation
Molecular function (GO): ATP binding; protein kinase activity
Source: RefSeq, a predicted model, not a curated record